This is a messenger RNA of Pygocentrus nattereri (red-bellied piranha), 3352 nucleotides long. It is a transcript of the gene prkag3a, whose product is annotated as protein kinase, AMP-activated, gamma 3a non-catalytic subunit. Bases 254 to 1384 code for a protein of 376 amino acids. The record is from RefSeq and is a predicted model, not a curated record. NCBI's taxonomy places the organism in Eukaryota, Metazoa, Chordata, Actinopteri, Characiformes, Serrasalmidae. The transcript has 13 exons.
CUGCCAAACCCUCCAGCAUGCCAGCGGUCGGUCGCUCGGUGUCAAACCGGUCGCCUUUACAGGGCGAGCGGCCUCCGGAGUUUACAGACCCGGGGACAGUUCGACAGAGCGGUGCUGUAGGAGUGCAGACCCUCGCAGUUUGAGCUCUCCGAUACCCCCACCACCCGCGCGCACCCUCAGACCAACAACUUCGCCAUAGUAAACUCCGCAGCCGCCUCCUCCUCCUCCUCCUCCUCCCCCCUCUCUCCGCAGAAUGGAGGCCGCAGAGCAGGCGGGGUCUCCUGAGGGCCACGGGGUCAGUAACUCAGCGCCAGACCCGGCAGCCAAGGCCUUCCUGAACUUCAUGAUGAAGCACUGCUGCUAUGACGCCAUUCCAACCAGCUGCAAACUGGUGGUGUUCGACACUGACCUGCCGGUAAAGAAAGCCUUCUUUGCACUGGUGGCGAAUGGUUUGCGAGCAGCACCACUGUGGAAUAGCAAACUCCAGAGAUUUGUGGGUAUGCUGACCAUCACAGAUUUCAUCAACAUUCUUCACUGCUACUACAAAUCUCCGAUGGUUCAGAUCUAUGAGUUGGAGGAGCACAAGAUUGAGACAUGGAGAGGUGAUUCAUUUCAAAAUGUUUUCCUGCAGUUCCACAGCCAAAGCCUCAUCAGCAUCUCACCUGAUGCCAGCCUUUUUGAAGCUGUCUACUCUUUACUGAAGCACAAGAUCCACCGACUGCCGGUCAUCAACCCUCAGUCCGGGAACGUCCUCCACAUUUUGACGCAUAAGAGAAUCCUCAAGUUCCUCUACAUAUUUGGAGCCUCAGUCCCGAAGCCCCGCUUCUUACAGAGGAAAGUCCAGGAUGCAGGAGUGGGCACGUUCCGGGACAUCGCCACAGUCCAGGAGAUGGCCACUCUCUAUGACGCGCUGUCCAUAUUUGUGGAGAGACGAGUGUCUGCGCUGCCGGUGGUUGAUGAGGAAGGGAAGGUCGUUGCUCUCUACUCAAGAUUUGACGUGAUUAAUCUGGCAGCGCAGAAAACCUACAACAACUUGAGCAUGACCAUGCGGGAGGCCGUGAGGAGACGCCGGUGUUUCGUCGAAGGAGUUAUCAAGUGUUACCCUGAUGAGACUUUGGAGACUAUUAUUGACAGGAUCGUAGAGGCAGAGCUCCUUUCCUCUCACUCAGGUCCACAGGCUGGUCCUGGUGGACCGGGACAACGUGGUGCGUGGCAUCAUUUCCUUAUCGGACCUUUUGCAGGCCAUAGUUCUUUCUCCAGCGGGCAUAGAUGCUCUGUUUUCCUAGCCCGAUGGGGACAGGCCCAAUUUUCAUCCCCCAUACAGUCACCUGUCCUCACGCAUGCAGUUUCCUCUCACAGCAACUGCAUUGUUCAAAGUUCAUGAUGCCAAGCUGGUCCGUCUGGUGUCAUAGAUCCUGUUCCAUUGGCUGAACUCACCAACAUCAUUACCUAUUGCACAAAUGCCACACAUGAAAUAGAUUUAAAACAUUUUUAAUCUACUAAAAAAGUGGUUUUCCUCACCAAAGUGUGUCUAAAUACACAGCUUGUGAGCAGAUACACUGCCAUAAUCUUGGACAUUCAUAAUAACACAAGGAACGUAUUCGCAGGCAAGGCACAAUUCGGACAUUGUUUUAUGUGAAGGUUGUGAAACUCCCAGGGCCGUUUCAUUUUAAGGGGGACCUUCUGGGGGAGAUAUAUUUGGGACGAUGGUUAAACAGGGGCACCUUGUGCCCUCAAUCAUUUUAUGCAGUGAUAUUACAUGUAAUUACAGCCCCAUCAUUAAGUAAGAUAUCCAGACUUACACAGGGGAUCUCAUGGGAGUGUUAAUUAAACCAGAGUACUGAUAGGAAAGUCUGUCCACACUUUGCAAAACCCCUGGACAGUUAGUUCCAGUCAAUCAAGACCAAACUUCUACCUCUAUGAAUAGGUAGAGGCCUAUAAACCUGAAACUUUGAACAUUAAAAUGUCAGAAACAUAUUGGAAAUCACUAGUACAACCAGAGAAAAGUUGCAAUGAUAGAAAAAAAGAUGAUUAAACGCACAACAUUUGAUCGCUGCGCUGGCAAAUUGUGCAACAAUUCAAGAACAUCAUAAAAUCAUAAAAACUUCUAAGAAUCUAGAGAAAUCACCGUAUGCAAGGGACAAGACUGAACGCCAAUACCGGAUGACUAUGAUCUUCAAGCCCUCAGGCAGCACUGCAUUCAAAUCAGAAUUAUAGAAUCAUAAUUCUUAGUGGAAAGCACUGCAUGGGUUCAGAAACACAGUUAAAACACGAGAAGAAUCCAUACACAAACAGGAUCCAGAAAUGCUGCCACCUUCUCUGGGCCCAAGCUCAUUUAAGAUGGACUAAGGUGAAGUGGAAAAGUGGUCUGACGAAUCAGAAUUUGGAAAUCAUCUCUGGGCUUAAAGACCAUCAGGCUUGUUAUCAGUGAAACCCUAUAUCAAGCAAGAAAGAGAAAACAUUUCACUUUCAACACUACAGUAAUUGGUCUCCUCAGUUCCCAAACACUGCUGUUGUUGGAAGAAAACCUUGUAUCACCAUUUUUCUGUUUUUUCAUCGUAUGUAAAUUUCAUGAUGAAUGGCCUAAAAGAAAUGACCUAAAAUGACAUGGAAAAACAUCUGGUUCCAUAGACUUACAUUAAGACUGAAGUAUGUUUUACCUCCUGUUAAGUUACCAUUUUUGGAGAUGCCAGGUUUUCUUCCCACAACAGCGACUUACAGGGUGCUGUUAAAUUAAAAAAUGAGCAUUUUUCAUUCAAAAAACAAAAUUUUUCAUUUCAAUUUUACAUUUGACAUGUUGUCUUUGUACUCUUUAUAACUAAAUAUGGGGUUUGAUUUGCACACCAUUGAAUUUUGUUUUAUUUACAUUUUGCAUAGUAUCCCACCUUUUUUGGAAACGAGGUUGUAGAGCUCAUGGUUCCAAAGAGAACCAUUGCCUUUACUAAAGAACCCUUGAAGAACUUGUGUACAUGCGAUAAUGCCUUGAUCUUUGACGUGUUCAGCAAGCUCUCAGUGACUCAUUGGUUAAGUGUUUGGUUCUGAACAACGGUUGCCACAGACAUUCUGCACCAGCGUCCACCGUGGACUUUGUGUUUUCCACACCCGGAAAUGCCGACGGCCUGAGGCUUUAUUUCAGGCCUGAGGCUUUAUUUCAGGCCUGAAAUCGAACUUUUCAAACAGACAAUCUGAAUAAUUUUGUCUGCACCACACCAGGCGACCCAGACCUCGCUGUACUCCGUCCCCGUGGAUGCUGGCCUUGCCUGAAGGGCCUGGAACACCACCGUCCUUGUCCUUUUGUCACUGCCGUUCAACUCCGCUGUGAAAUGAAACGGAGUGCCAUGUGACUGAACAA